GGACCCCGCGCAAGGAUCAACGGGUAGCACGGGAAUUGGUCAGAGCGACAAGAGCAAAUCCAACCACCAUCCAGCCGUUGUUCUUCCCCCAAUUACGCCUGCCAUCACCUCGUCCGCUUUGAUGGUGCAAUUAUCAUGGCUAACUUCUACUAAUGCAUACUCAGUUGGUGUUGCUUCACAGAUCAUGUAAGCCAACCGGCCGAGAGUUUUUGAGCCAAAGACACAAGGCAUGAUUAAUGUUAAACAUCCCUAUCCAGCAUGUUGAAUAUCACCCCAAUCGCCAAAGGUAUGGAAGCCAAGGCAAAUGCAGUUGUCUUCUAACUCUGCACGGUAGUGGGACUUGGAUUAAUUUGCUGUCUUCACUUGAUAAGCCUUUUCUUGAGUAGGAUUGAAGUUUUCAAACGGCCAAGGGUUUAUCCUGCAGAUCUCACUUCCCCAGCACUCACCCCUGAUAGUAUUGCCCUCUUUGAACCUCACUUUCUGGCAUCUGGAAGACCAAAAUAGCACUUGCACGAUACCACAAAAUGUAGGGGUAGUAUUGGGGUAGUAUUACUAAGAACUCCAGGAAGGUCCUAAUUCAAAUGCGCGAAGGAACAGAUUUGUGAACUUUCACUGAGAUAUUCUAUUAGCGACCAGAGUCCAGACAUCAAUAUAUGAUAUUAUCCAUCGCUUUCAAACCUUAUUUUCUAAACUGAUCGAAGCCCCCUUGAUGAACCUUCAGUCUAGUGGAGUACCUUUUGCGAGGUACCAUCUUUGUUUUUCACAAUGGUCAAGCAGUUGAACACCGCAUGCUUGGUCAUUAUCGUUGUUUUUGAGGUUGUUGGCUCAAUCUUCUGCUUUGGUCGUCUAGCCUCAAGGUUAGUAUCAAAACCACAAUGGAAGGGAUUGAUGAUGUGGAGUGAUAUCUGUAUGAGUAUAGCUUGGGUUCUAUCUGUUGUGGAAACUGUCGCUAUAUACGGACUAACAUCGUACGCGAAAUAUGGCUACAAAUCAUCAGAUCUUGUCCAAUUUGAUAUCGACAUAUCUACAGAAAUGAAAUGGUCAAUGUUUGAUUCCCUUUGCUACAAUCCGAUUCUCGGUUUCGUCAAGGCCUCCAUGAUUCUUCUAUAUCUUCGACUUGGGGGAAUAAGACAAAGAGUUCGAUACGCCUCAUAUGCAGUCUUAUGCAUCAAUUUCGCCCUUAUGAUCGCUAUCUUUUUUGUCGAUAUGUUUCAAUGUGUACCGUUCUCAUAUAACUUCUACUCGACAGAGAUGGAUUUGGCAGCUCAGAUUAAAGCAAAUGCCACAGAUCCGGGAAUUGGACCUUAUGGGCCUGUAUCUUCUGGGUUCAAAGACGGGAAAUAUAUAACGGGUGGUAAAUGCAUCAAUGGUGUCAAUUUUAUAUUGUCUACUGCUGGUUUAACUAUUUUGACAGACCUGUUGGUUCUAUGCAUUCCAAUCUAUAUGGUAAAGGAUCUCAAGAUGAAUUCACAGAAAAAGGCUGCAGCAAUCUUCAUUCUGUGCAUGGGCUUGGGUGUUACUGCUAUCGGAAUCUGUCGUCUUGUUUUCACUUACCGUGCAUUCUACCCCAAUGUCCCUGACCCGGGAUUGAAUGUUGACAGCACCAUAUCUCAAAUCGAGACUGGUCUUGCGUUGGUUAUAGGCUGCGUCCCUGAUCUUCUUCCUCUUAUCCGCCUGCUAGUACCUGGUUUCUUCAAUUUCGCGACCAGGCAAUCAACCCAUCCAGCUCGAUAUCCUUACUCCUCAACUCUCGAUAGCAAAAGGAAACCUCAAGGCCAAAGCGACAUUCUCAACAACACCACGUACCAAGAACAUGGACUAGACGUUUUAAAAUUGCGUCCUAAUAACGGACUGGUACAACGUGAAACGCACGUUAGAGGUGCUGCGAGUACCGAUAGUUUGACUGGUAGUCAAAUAGAAAUGUUCGACAAAAAUAUCGACGACAAGUCGGAUUCAAAGACGAUUAUAAAGACUACACAUUUUUCAGUGAAAGAAUCGGAUCUAAACGAUCCAAGUAAGACUUGGAGUAAUGUUUGAGGUAGUCAUAAGUAUUGCUUUUGAACCUCUUUGUUUUCAUUUGUUGGUUAUGGGGUCGAAAGGGCAUUUAGCCUGUUUGUUUUAGAGCCUGCGAGAAAAUCAUCA
Messenger RNA from Botrytis cinerea B05.10, 2142 nucleotides. RefSeq lists its product as hypothetical. The transcript is spliced from 5 exons. The record is from RefSeq and is a predicted model, not a curated record. Bases 766 to 2037 code for a protein of 423 amino acids. NCBI's taxonomy places the organism in Eukaryota, Fungi, Ascomycota, Leotiomycetes, Helotiales, Sclerotiniaceae.